This is a messenger RNA of Funneliformis mosseae, 825 nucleotides long. Lineage: Eukaryota; Fungi; Glomeromycota; Glomeromycetes; Glomerales; Glomeraceae. The record is from the annotation of a GenBank genome assembly.
AUGAAAAGAAACUUGUCGUUCCAUGACAUUGUCAAAGUACUCGGAACUUUUUCCCUCCUCAUACAAUCAUCACUCGCUCUGGAAGAUGAUGAUUUUAGAGUUAAAGAUUCAUUCGAUACCCUAAUUACCGCACUACUUUCGAUGUUGAUAUAUUUAAAUUUGAACAAAAAGAAUUGUUUAAUGGAACUUGGUUCAAUUUGUCUUUCAUGUCAAUUGACCAUCAACGGUUUGGGAAUUUGGUUCAUGAUUAACAUGCACAAAAAAACAAAUGAUACCUUCUAUAUACAAUACUUGAUAACAUACACCAUACUUUUAACAACAUCCGUUUUGCUUGAUUUAUUAUUACUGAUACCAAAACCCAUUCCCGCGUCAUAUUUAUACAUGAAAUCGUGUUUUCUACCUUGGGUCGAAACGAUAAUUCACACGAUUUUCUUCGUAAUCGCUUUUCAGAGAUUUAACUACAUCAGUAACGACGUAUGGAUCAUCAUAUGUCCUUACUUUAUCUUAAUCUUGUACGCGAUGAAGAAAUCAAUUACAAAUCUCCUUAUUAUACAUCGUGAAAAAAAGGUUAUCGGUAUCAAUGAAAGGGCCGAAGAUGUUUAUAACCAUCUUGCAACGUUCGAUGAAAAAUAUGAUUUGAAAAGUAUAAGUUUUGCAUUUUAUACGUACAGCGGUUUUAUUUUGGCGAUGUUAUGUGCUCCAUCUAGUUUAUUGUUAAAAUGUUACUUGAUUAUGGUCCUUUUUUCCCGAACCAUCGCGGAUAAAAAAUCAGAAGAGGUCGUCAAAAAGUCGUCAAAAAUGUCUAAUCAAAUCCAAACCGUGUGA